Molecule: messenger RNA, 1539 nt
Organism: Aspergillus thermomutatus
Lineage: Eukaryota; Fungi; Ascomycota; Eurotiomycetes; Eurotiales; Aspergillaceae
Exons: 1
Coding region: 1-1539 (512 amino acids)
Source: RefSeq, a predicted model, not a curated record
AUGUCGCCUCACGCUGUCUCCGUCGUCAUCUCCCCUCCCACUGUCGACUUAGACUCCUACGAACCCUUCGACGAGGAAUACAUUCGCACCGUGGACGAGAUCCUCUCGGACGAACCUAGCUUCGACGCCUCAUUUGAUGCAUACAAUGACGGGUUCUCCAUGGACGGGGCGAAUGACUACCCACAGCGAGAGCGCAAGACGGGUCGAGCCUCUGUCGGCAAGAGAACAGGACAUACACAGAAGAAGUCGCCUUACUUCUCGACGGGCCAGAUGUCUCAGCGGCGCUUCGGAUCGAAGAGAAGUAUUACCAGAACUGAUGUCGACGACGAAGACGAAGAUGAGGACGAGGAUGACCUCACUCCUGCCACGUCUGUCGAAUCCGUGGAAAUCCAGGCAGCCGAUAGCGACACCGAGAACGAGCACCAUAAGAACGCCUACGCUAAAGCCAACGGGAAUGACGCUGUUGACGAUGACAUCGCCGAGGAAGAUAUGGUCUUCGCGUCGGUUAGACCAGAAGCGCGGGCUCGCUUGCUGGACUUCAUUGCGUCACAUCCAUUCAUGCGUGGUGGUACAUAUCCUGUGAGACGGUCCAAGAGACGGACCUUUGUGUGCGAACUCUACGAACAAGCGAAGUCGACUGGCAUGGACGAGAGCUCGAUCGACAGGUUGACAAACUACGUUAGGAAGACAUAUCUCGAACUGUAUGGAAAGGAAUAUGUCGAUACCCAGAGCUCAGAAUUUGGUGACGAGAUUGAUGACGUGGCAGAGGAGAGAAGAAGGUCCUCGAAGGGUUCCAAGAAAGAUCGGAAGAGAAAGCGCCCGAAUGGCGAGAAGGUCAAAGAUAAAUCCAAGAAGAGCAGAGGGAAGUCUUGUGAGGAGAAGGAUACUGUGGUGAUGGCCGAAUCGCAUAACGAUGCCAAGCGUGAGGUAAUCGAUCUUGAGGCUGAGUAUCCUCUUGAGGAUUUCUUCCCAAGUGCCGCUGCUGAGCCCGAUGGUUUGGAGAACAUAUCACCUGCGAAAGAAUUACCCAAGAGCAGGCGCUCAUGCGUCAGCAAGCAGCCCGUUCGUUCCUCGAAAGAAGACAGAUCGAACGGUUACUCUUUUGUCACGCCAGAGAAACGCAACAACAGAAAGAGCGUCUUGACAUCUUCCAAGGACUCUCUGCGCUCGCCUGCAAAUUCCCAGGAGGACCCGAUUUGUCUGGGAAGUGACUCCGAUGGACCCAAACAAUCAGCCACAGCUGCCUCAGUCGCGCACUUGGCGAAUUCUAUUCCUUCGAAUAAACCGGAAACACGCAAAGAGAGCACGAGACUCAGGAAAGAGAGGAAUCAGAGAAAACGCCAGAAUCGCAGGAAGAGAAAAGCUGAGAAAUAUCGGGAAAGCCUGAGGGUCUCGGAGAUUCAAGAGCUUGCAGCCGACGAUCGUCACGUUGAAGGGGAUGCUACGACCAAGAAGAUCGACCGGAAGAACGGCGACGAUAUCAAAGUUGAGAAGAACGUUACCAUACUUGAUGACCCCUUUUGGACUUUGGAUUUUUAG